Marmota monax (woodchuck) is the source of this 4639-nucleotide messenger RNA. RefSeq names its product transient receptor potential cation channel subfamily C member 3 (gene Trpc3). The coding region runs from base 1351 to 3933 and encodes 860 amino acids. The transcript has 12 exons. Lineage: Eukaryota; Metazoa; Chordata; Mammalia; Rodentia; Sciuridae. Gene Ontology annotation, molecular function: protein binding; store-operated calcium channel activity; inositol 1,4,5 trisphosphate binding. Gene Ontology annotation, biological process: manganese ion transport; regulation of cytosolic calcium ion concentration; calcium ion transmembrane transport. Gene Ontology annotation, cellular component: membrane; cation channel complex. The record is from RefSeq and is a predicted model, not a curated record.
CCUCCUUCCUGCCCCACACUAGGCACCUGGGCAGAUGCCCUCUCCUCCUUUCUGCCCACACUAGGCACCUGGGCAGCUGCGACGGCCGACAGGUGGUGCUUGCGGGGGCCUAAGAGGGUCUCAUCUGUCAGCACAUCUCUGCAGGCUUCCUGGUUCUCCCCUCCCCUCGCGGCUUCCAUCACCACCACCUCCAGGGCCGUGACCCCCAUGCUGGCCGUCCCCGACGGUCCUCUGUGGGCUCUUCUUGCUGUUCACCAGACCAUCGACUGGCUCCAGGCCACUUGGCAGGGUCCACUUCCUUGGUGUGGCGAGCUGACCUCUCACAAACUUUCCAGUGUCACUCUCUUCUCUUUGGCCACAUUAAUGUGGUUACUUGGCCUGGCACAUGGCUCCAGUAGUGGCUCGUUCUUUACCUCAUUUCGGUAAUAAGUUUGAGGCCAUUUCUUUCUUUUUUUUUUUUUUUUGAGUUAAUCUUUUUGUUUUUAGUUGUAAAUGGACAGGAUACCUUUAUUUCUUUCAUUUAUUUUUUAAAAAUAUUUUUUUAGUUGUGAAUGGACCUUUAUUUUAUUUAUUUAUACAUGGUGCUGAGAUGAGAAUCGAACCCAGUGCCUCACAUACGCUAGGCGAGUGCUCUACCACUGAGCCACAACCCCACCCUGAUUUAUUUAUGUAUUUAUGUUUGAGUACCGGGGAUUGAACUCGGGGCACUCCACCCCUGAGCCACAUUCCCAGCCCCUUUUUGUAUUUUAUUUAGAUACAAGGCCUCACUGAGUUGCUCAGGGCCCCACUUUUGCUGAGGGUGGCUUUGAACUCCCGAUCCUCCUGCCUCAAUCUCCUGAGCCCCUGGGAUGACAGGUGUGUGUCACCACACCCAGCUUAAGGCCAUUUCUUUAAUGAUGCUCACUCAUUGCCAGGUGCCCAGGGUCUGGGGAUUCAUUCCAGAGAGCCAUCAUAGAAGCUCUUCUCUGUGGAAUCUCAAUGUCCCAACACCUGCGCUUAUCACAUACUUUAAUAGUAGUAAGAUUCUGAUUUUCAACCUGUUCGUUUUUCACAUUACAGCAAGGGAGGAAUAGCUGGGAGGACCUCCUCGCUGAGGCACUUGACCUGCCCUCAGACCUUCUGGAAGUUCCUGAGUACCCUGAUCAGGUCUUUUUGUCUCCAGGUUCGUAUCCAUCAACAAGUAUCUUGAACAUCCUGUGCUGUGUUAGGCACUAUGGUGACGACACAAGAGGUGAACCCAGGCUAAGUGCAUGGAGCACUUAUCCCAAUCAACCUUGGGGACAUGAAUGUCACAGGACACCAUAAUCAAGGAAACACAAAUCAAGGAGACAAAAUUAAGUAUCCAGAUUGAUGAGCAGACUAGCAGCGUCACACAGCAAGCUCAGGUCCAUGGAGGGGAGCCCGUCCCUGAGGCGCAUGACGGUGAUGCGCGAGAAGGGCCGGCGCCAGGCGGUCCGCGGCCCGGCCUUCAUGUUCAACGACCGGGGCACCAGCCUCACGGCUGAGGAGGAGCGCUUCCUCGACGCCGCCGAGUACGGCAACAUCCCCGUGGUGCGCAAGAUGCUGGAGGAGUCCCGGACGCUGAACGUCAACUGCGUGGACUACAUGGGCCAGAACGCGCUGCAGCUGGCCGUGGGCAACGAGCACCUGGAGGUGACCGAGCUGCUGCUCAAGAAGGAGAACCUGGCGCGCAUCGGCGACGCGCUGCUGCUGGCCAUCAGCAAGGGCUACGUGCGCAUCGUGGAGGCCAUCCUCAACCACCCCGGCUUCGCGGCCAGCGAGCGCCUGACCCUGAGCCCCUGCGAGCAGGAGCUGCAGGACGACGACUUCUACGCCUACGACGAGGACGGCACGCGCUUCUCGCCGGACAUCACCCCCAUCAUCCUGGCCGCGCACUGCCAGAAGUACGAGGUGGUGCACAUGCUGCUGCUGAAGGGCGCGCGCAUCGAGCGGCCGCACGACUACUUCUGCAAGUGCGGGGACUGCACCGAGAAGCAGCGGCACGACUCCUUCAGCCACUCGCGCUCGCGGAUCAACGCCUACAAGGGGCUGGCCAGCCCGGCCUACCUGUCCUUGUCCAGCGAGGACCCGGUGCUCACGGCCCUGGAGCUCAGCAACGAGCUGGCCAAGCUGGCCAACAUCGAGAAGGAGUUCAAGAACGACUACAGGAAGCUCUCCAUGCAGUGCAAAGAUUUUGUGGUGGGCGUGCUGGACCUCUGCCGGGACUCGGAGGAGGUGGAGGCCAUUCUGAACGGAGACCUGGAGUCUGCGGAGCCCCCGGAGGUGCACAGGCACAGAGCGCUGAGCCGCGUCAAGCUCGCCAUCAAGUAUGAAGUAAAAAAGUUUGUGGCGCACCCCAACUGCCAGCAGCAGCUCCUGACCAUCUGGUACGAGAACCUCUCGGGCCUGCGGGAGCAGACGGUGGCUGUCAAGUGCCUGGUGGUGCUGGUUGUGGCCGUGGGCCUCCCGCUGCUCGCCAUCGGAUACUGGAUCGCCCCCUGCAGCCGGCUGGGGCGGGUUCUGCGGAGCCCCUUCAUGAAGUUUGUGGCACACGCGGCCUCCUUCAUCAUCUUCCUGGGCCUGCUGGUGUUCAACGCCUCCGACAGGUUUGAAGGCAUCGCCACACUGCCCAACAUCACAGUCACUGACUACCCCAAACAGAUCUUCAGGGUGAAGACCACUCAGUUCACGUGGACAGAGAUGCUGAUCAUGGUCUGGGUUCUCGGGAUGAUGUGGUCUGAGUGUAAGGAGCUGUGGCUGGAAGGGCCCAGGGAGUACAUCCUGCAGCUGUGGAAUGUGCUCGACUUUGGGAUGCUCUCCAUCUUCAUCGCCGCCUUCACGGCCAGGUUCCUGGCUUUCCUUCAGGCAACAAAAGCACAGCAGUACGUGGACAGCUAUGUCCAAGAGAGUGACCUCAGCGAAGUGACGCUGCCGCCCGAGAUACAGUACUUCACCUACGCUAGAGAUAAAUGGCUGCCUUCUGACCCGCAGAUCAUCUCCGAAGGCCUGUAUGCCAUUGCUGUUGUGCUCAGCUUCUCUCGCAUCGCCUACAUCCUCCCUGCCAACGAGAGCUUCGGCCCCUUGCAGAUCUCUCUUGGAAGGACGGUGAAGGACAUAUUCAAGUUCAUGGUCCUCUUCAUCAUGGUGUUUCUGGCCUUCAUGAUCGGCAUGUUCAUACUGUACUCUUACUACCUGGGGGCCAAAGUCAACGCUGCUUUCACCACUGUAGAAGAAAGUUUCAAGACUUUGUUUUGGUCGAUAUUUGGGUUGUCUGAAGUGACUUCCGUUGUGCUCAAAUACGACCACAAAUUCAUAGAGAAUAUUGGAUAUGUCCUUUACGGGAUAUACAAUGUAACUAUGGUGGUGGUUCUACUCAACAUGCUCAUUGCUAUGAUCAAUAGCUCCUAUCAAGAAAUUGAGGAUGACAGUGACGUAGAAUGGAAAUUUGCUCGUUCCAAACUUUGGCUCUCCUAUUUUGAUGAUGGGAAAACCUUGCCCCCACCCUUCAGCCUGGUUCCUAGUCCAAAAUCAUUUGUGUAUCUCAUCAUGCGGAUCAUCAACUUCUCCAAAUGUAGAAGGAGAAGGCUACAGAAGGAUCCAGAAAUGGGAAUGGGUAACUCAAAGUCCAGGUUAAACCUCUUCACUCAGUCUAACUCAAGAGUUUUUGAAUCACACAGUUUUAACAGCAUUCUCAACCAGCCAACACGUUAUCAGCAGAUAAUGAAGAGACUGAUAAAGCGGUAUGUCCUGAAAGCGCAAGUGGACAAGGAAAACGAUGAGGUGAACGAAGGUGAAUUAAAAGAAAUCAAGCAAGACAUCUCCAGCCUUCGGUAUGAGCUUUUGGAGGACAAGAGCCAAGCGACCGAGGAGCUGGCCAUUCUGAUCCACAAACUCAGCGAGAAGCUGAGUCCCAGCGUGCUGAGGUGUGAAUGACGGAGGCUGGAGCCUCGGGGUGCACUGCAGCACAGACGUGGCAAUAACGCUUCUAAGUGUGAAAUACUUGAAAAACUGGUGUACGUUUUUAGUAGCAACUACCUUUAUUAUGUGACUCUUCAAAGGUUAGGGUUAAGAAUUUUGCUGUUUUAUCACAUGAAAACGCAUUUCAUUGUCUGCCUUGACAUUACAAACGACAAUAUACCAUUGUAUUUAAAGGCCCAAUAUUACUACGUUACUGACAGUUUUGUCCAUUUUAGAGUAUACUCUGUUUUUGCACUACCUGUUUGCCUCCAAGAGAUUGUAAACUCCUUGGAGACAGGACUAUGUCUUAUUCAUCUUUGUGUCUCCAGCACCUAGUACAGUGCCUGGUACAUAGUAGGUGCUCAAUAAAUGUUGAAGCCAAGUGAACUGAACUGCCAAUAAAAUACAAAUAAAAAUUCAUCACUGUGUAGCAUACCUUCCCAUGUCCAACUGCUCAAGAGUUUGAAUUUUUUAAAAUAGAAAUGGAAGAAAUUUUAUAAUCAGCUAUGACCUAGUGAGAACUAUGACCUAUUUUCUUAGAAUUUUAGGCAUUGCUGAUAAUCCCAGGACCAAUGAGCCCUGAGUGAGAAUUUAACAAUGAGGUUGGUUAAUAGAAGACACAUUACAGAUUUAAGUUUCAUCGGAUUGUCCCAAACAACACAUUAAAGAUUUUUCUAAAAUA